Messenger RNA from Gossypium arboreum, 4851 nucleotides. RefSeq lists its product as uncharacterized. The transcript has 20 exons. The coding region runs from base 460 to 4461 and encodes 1333 amino acids. Gene Ontology annotation, molecular function: protein binding. Lineage: Eukaryota; Viridiplantae; Streptophyta; Magnoliopsida; Malvales; Malvaceae. Gene Ontology annotation, cellular component: cytoplasm. The record is from RefSeq and is a predicted model, not a curated record.
CAUGAUUGUUCAUUGCUUUCUUCGAAGUUGACUGGUUACCUUCAUAUAUUAAGCAUGCCAAGAUGCGAUUCAACAAUUUUGUUCCUAGCUUGAUUUUUAUGCUAUGUCUUGAUCACAUCAUAUAAUUAGAUGAUAUUCAAUAGGACACUCCGUUGUCCCCACAUCGAACAUUUUAUAAUCAUAUUGCCAACCCUAAAAGGACACCAAACAAGUUGAAAAGUCCAGAGAUUUUACCCAAUUACCUCCACGGCUCUUCAAACCUCUACUAGUAACUCUUCCUGUCUUGUAUAAACAAAUUUUAUGGGCUAUAGUGUCUCUUGGUCCAGAUAGUCGGAGGAGUAACGUUGGAGUCAACAUUCUUCCAUGAAAGAAAUUCAGUAAUGUACCUUUUCAUUUCUUUCCUUUCCUCUCCUCCGUUAUCGCCUACGCGUUAGGACACUCGAAGCUGAAUUUCCGAAAAUGUCGAUUCCGACUCAUCGACCGUUACCCAAUGAGUCAUGGGAUUGCACACUACCAGGCCCACCCAGUCGCAACAACUUCGGAUCUGCUGAUCUAAAUCCCUCCGGUCUCCUCGCAUUCGCCUCCGGCUCCUCCGUUUCCGUAGUUGACUCCCGUUCCCUCCAGCUCGUUGCCACCAUUCCCCUUCCUCCUUCCUCUUCUCUCUCCCCUUUCGUCACUUCCGUACGGUGGACCCCUCUCCCUCUUGGUCGGGACCUUCUCUCUACAGAACCUUCCUCUUCGCAUCUCAUCCUAGCCGCCGCCGACCGCCACGGCCGUAUUGCUCUCCUCGAUUUCCGCCUCCGUUCUCUCAUCCUCUCCAUUGAUCCUCCCGAUCCUUCCUCUAAAUCCGGUAUCCAAGACCUUUGUUGGGUACAGGCCCGCUCCGAUUGUUUCCACCUUGCUUCUAUCUCUGGCCCUUCUUAUUUUUCCCUUUACAACACUUCCUCUUCUCGAUGCAUCUUCAAAUACGACGCUUCACCCGAAUAUCUAUCCUGUAUCCGCCGUGAUCCUUUCGACUCCCGCCAUUUGUGUAUAGUUGGACUCAAAGGGUUUCUUCUUUCGGUCAAAGUUUUGGGAGAAAAAGAUGAUGAUGUUACCCUCAAAGAACUCCGGAUUCGAACUGAUUGUACCGAGUUUCUUAAGCUUGAAAAGGAUGCUGCCGGUGCUGCUGGAGGAACUUCUUCUUCUCCUGCUUCUGCUGUUUUCCCGCUAUAUGCGGUGCGUUUGGCGUUUUCUCCGCUUUGGAAAAACGUCAUUUACGUGACGUUUCCUAGGGAGCUGGUGGUUUUCGAUUUGAAAUAUGAAACAACGCUUUUCUCUGCCCCAUUGCCGCGCGGGUGCGCCAAGUUUCUUGAUGUUUUGCCUGAUCCAAAUCAGGAGUUGGCUUAUUGUACCCACCUUGAUGGGAAGAUCAGCAUCUGGCGAAGGAAAGAAGGAGAACAGGUACAUGUAAUGUGCACAAUGGAGGAGUUGAUGCCAUCCCUUGGCUCACCUGUCCCUUCACCAUCAGUUCUUGCAGUCCUUGUCAGCCAAUCAGAGUCAACGCUUCAAAAUAUUAGCAAACUUUAUUCAGAUUCAUCAAAUGGUGCAUCUGAUGUGGAUUCUGAUAAUCCUUUUGAAUUUUGUGAUGAUACUCUUCUUGUUGCUAAGACGCGCUUGUUUUCCAUCUCUGAUGAUGGCAAACUAUGGAGCUGGAUCUUGACUGCUGAAGGGGAAGGAGUUAUGCAGAAGGAUGCUGGAAUUUCUGGAAAUAUUGCUAAUCUAUCUCUUGAUUCAACAAAUACCACCACCAUAGUGUCUACUAAGGAUGGACUUGCUGCAGAAGGCAGUGGGCAGCUGGACAACAUAAAUGGUAGUCAAACUCAGCUACCAAACUCUACUUUUGGCUUUGCAGAUGUGACAUUUAAGAUUAGCUUAGUUGGACAGCUUCAGGUUCUUUCUUCAACGGUGACCAUGCUGGCAGUACCAUCUCCUUCUUUAACAGCUACUAUGUCUCGUGGGGGAGAUAAUCCUGCAAUAACAGUUCCACUAGUUGCUUUGGGUAGUCAAAGUGGGACAAUUGAUGUCAUUGAUGUCUCUGCCAACGCUGUUGCAUCCAGUUUUUCAGUUCAUAAUAGUAUGGUGAGGGGCUUACGAUGGCUUGGUAAUUCAAGACUGGUUUCGUUUUCAUACACACAGGUGAAUGAGAAAACUGGAGGCUACAUUAACAGACUUGUUGUGACUUGUCUAAGAAGUGGGCUUAACAGAACUUUUCGGGUCUUACAAAAGCCAGAACGUGCACCUAUAAGAGCUUUAAGGACUUCUUCAUCUGGAAGGUAUCUUCUGAUUUUAUUUCGUGAUGCACCUGUUGAGGUUUGGGCUAUGACAAAAAAUCCAAUUAUGCUUAGAUCAUUAGCUCUUCCAUUCACGGUAAUGGAAUGGACUCUUCCAACAGUUCCCAGACCAGUUCAAAAAGGUCCUUCGAGGGAAUCAUCAUUAUCCCAUAAAGAUAAUAAAGCUGUGGCACCAGAAGUGGCAACCUCAACCACAAUUGCAUCUUCAUCGGAUUCAAAAGCAGGGAACUCUGAUAAUUUGCAAGAUGAGAUUUCUGAGAGUUUUGCAUUUGCCUUAGUUAAUGGUGCACUCGGAGUCUUUGAGGUUCAUGGCCGGAGGAUCCGAGACUUCAGACCCAAAUGGCCUUCUUCUUCAUUUGUUUCAUCUGAUGGAUUGAUUACAGCCAUGGCCUACCGCUUGCCUCAUGUUGUCAUGGGAGACAGGUCAGGUAACAUAAGGUGGUGGGAUGUAACUACUGGCCAGUCUUCCUCUUUCAACACUUACAGAGAAGGAGUUCGAAGAAUAAAAUUCUCACCUGUUGUUGCUGGAGACCGUAGUCGGGGGCGUAUUGCUGUACUAUUUAAUGACAAUACAUUUUCGGUGUUUGAUCUUGAUUCACCAGACCCAUUGGCCAAUUCUCUUUUACAACCACAAUUUCCUGGAACCCUGGUAUUGGAAUUGGAUUGGUUGCACUUGCGGACCGACAAGAAUGAUCCAUUGGUUUUAUGCAUGGCAGGAGCUGAUAGUAGCUUUCGGCUUAUUGAGGUGAACAUAAAUGACAAGAAAAUGGGCCCUGGGGCACUGCCAAGAAAUAUAAAAGAGAGAUUUCGACCGAUGCCUUUAUGUUGUCCUGUAUUACUUCCUACACCCCAUGCUCUGGCACUACGGAUGAUCUUACAAUUGGGUGUGAAACCCUCUUGGUUUAAUACUACUGGUACAACUAUAGAUAAGAGGCCCCAUCUCGUUCCAGGAAUGGCUUCAUCUUCAGAAGACCUUCGCAGUUACCUGAUUGAAUUACCAUCUGUUGGUGAUUCUGUAGUCCCAGAAUUGCUCCUAAAAGUAUUAGAACCUUACCGUAAGGAAGGUUGCAUACUUGAUGAUGAAAGGGCUAGAUUGUAUGCUACCAUAGUCAAUAAGGGUUCUGCUGCAAGGUUUGCCUUUGCUGCUGCUACAUUUGGUGAGGUCUCAGAAGCACUUUUCUGGUUGCAAUUGCCUCGUGCUAUUAACCACUUGAUGAAUAAAUUAAUAAAUAAGUCCCCACAGAAAGCACCUAUUUCAGUGCCAAAUUCUGAUCUUGAUGACAAAUCUCUACUCAGUAGAAUUACAUCAAAGGAGAAAUCAACAUCAGAAACUGGGCAAAGGGAUGCAUUGACUCAAGGUCAACUUAGAUUAAUGGCUUUUGAGCAAGAAGACUUAUGGGAAAGUGCUAAUGAGCGUAUCCCUUGGCAUGAGAAAUUGGAAGGAGAGGAGGCAAUUCAGAACCAUGUGCAUGAGCUAAUCACAAUUGGAAACUUGGAAGGUGCUGUCAGUUUAUUGCUUUCUACUUCUCCAGAGAGUCCUUACUUCUACCCAAAUGCUCUACGUGCUGUUGCUCUUUCUUCUGCAGUGUCAAGAUCUCUUCUUGAGCUGGCAGUUAAGGUCGUUGCUGCAAACAUGGUCAGAACUGAUCGGUCACUAUCUGGCACUCAUCUGCUCUGUGCUGUUGGGAGGUAUCAGGAAGCUUGUUCACAGCUGCAAGAUGCUGGAUACUGGACUGAUGCUGCUACUUUAGCUGCUGCACAUUUAAAGGGAUCUGAUUAUGCAAGGGUGUUGCAAAGGUGGGCAGAGCAUGUCCUUCAUGCUGAACACAACAUUUGGAGGGCUCUUAUUUUAUUUGUUGCAGCUGGGGCAAUCCAGGAGGCAUUGGCAGCCCUCCGAGAGGCACAACAGCCAGACACAGCUGCUAUGUUCAUACUGGCUUGCCGUGAAAUUCACAUGCAAUUUAUCACUAAUUUAGGAGGUUCAGAGGAUGAAACCAAUGAUUCAGUGGUUGACUUGCCUGGUCUAAGCCCAGGAAAUGAUGAUGUAAUUGCAGUUGGUGAAUAUUUUGGGGAGUAUCAAAGGAAAUUGGUGCACCUAUGCAUGGACGCUCAACCAUUUUUAGAUUGAACCAGGGUAGGCCGAAGUAGUUUCGAAACAUAGCGUGGGGUAUUUUGUUGGAAAAGAACAUACCACCUGAGGCAAGCAGAAUGUUCAUCUCUCAGUCUCGUAUGCCCCAAAGAAUUUUUCUUGUAUCCCAAAUCUGGCACUCAGAGAAGGCAUGCCAAUUUGUUUUGGAAGCAGUAUCUAUGGUGGUGAAUACCAAUGAAGCUGGCUGUUGUAGAAACCGUCAAAUAUGUUGUAAGCUGAAUGUUGUACAAAACUUCUAUCCCUCAGGAGUGAGGGGAUGAAAUUUAUUGGCCAUAGAAGACAUUUGUUCGACUCAUAUUCUUUGAUUGUUAAUUGCUCACCGUGGCAUUUUCACUAUGAUAAAAAUAUACAUCUCCUAUAUUUGAUCAA